This is a messenger RNA of Gekko japonicus, 5827 nucleotides long. Its product is annotated as mucin-5B-like. Gene Ontology annotation, cellular component: extracellular matrix. The transcript is spliced from 45 exons. Gene Ontology annotation, molecular function: protein binding. Lineage: Eukaryota; Metazoa; Chordata; Lepidosauria; Squamata; Gekkonidae. The annotation marks the transcript as partial. The record is from RefSeq and is a predicted model, not a curated record.
AUGAAGAAAGGAUGCCAGUUAUGGAUUCUGUGCUUACUCAGCAGUUGCGGCGACAGCAAAACACCAGUACAGAUAGUUCAGCGUCCUGCAGUCACUGCAAGUGAAUGUUCCACAUGGGGCAAUUUCCACUUUGUGACGUUUGACCGGGUCAAAUUUGACUUCCCUGGAACCUGCCAAUAUGUUUUUGCUUCACACUGCAACGACAGCUAUCAGGAUUUCAAUAUCCAGAUCAGGAGGAGUGUCAAUAAUAGGACUGCCAUCUAUUUCACUGCUAACAUAGAUGGAGUAGGAAAAAUGAUUAUUCUACCCUUCAGUUUGAAGAGUGUUCGAAUAGAAGACAUAAGUGCUUACUUCCGAGUCACCUCCACGUUAGGCCUGAUUCUCAAGUGGGAUUGGAGGGACACUCUACUACUAGAUCUAGAAGAUACAUACAGGCAGAAAACGUGUGGUCUCUGCGGGAACUAUGAUGGCAAUGAAAAGAAUGAUAUGAUGUUGAAUGGCUACCAUCUACUCCCACGGCAAUACGGCAACCUACACAAAGUAGAAGAGCCAACAGAGGAGUGCCCAGAUGUACCUGAGGAAAAUAAAGAUGGUGGGAACAGCAAAUAUGCCUCUCGUUGGAAGAAGGAAUGCAAGAGUAAAUACAAAUCGAAUUGCAAGGAAGCCCUGUCCCGCUUUGGAAAUUGCUCUAAAGUGGUCGACCCUGAUUAUUAUGUAGCUGCUUGCAUUGAUGAUAUGUGUGCCUGUACACAGAAGUCUUCUCGUCCAGACCUGAUUGCAAGCUGUGUAUGCAGCACUCUCGGCCAAUGUUCCCGGGACUGCAUCCUCCGGGGGGGAGACCCUGGAAAAUGGAGAUCGAAGCAGCUUUGCUUCCGAGAAUGCCCGACCAACUUGGAAUACAUGGAAUGUGGAAACCCCUGUGUUGACACCUGCUCCAACCCAGAAAGGAGCAAAGUAUGUAAAGCUCCGUGUACUGAUGGCUGCUACUGCGCUAAGGGAACAAUUCUUGAUGACAUUAGCAGCAAAAAAUGCAUCCCCAUUGGCAGCUGUCCUUGCACCUAUCAAGGCAAAGUCUAUAAAGCUGGAGAGACCUACUCCACUCCCUGUCAACGCUGUACCUGCACUGGAGGAAAAUGGUUUUGCUUAUCAUUGCCCUGUUCCGGAAAUUGCAAUGUAGAACGAGGAUUUUACAUAACUACAUUUGACAAGAAACAAUUUAUUUUCCAUGGCAACUGCCACUAUGUCUUAGCUAAGGACACAGACGGUUCCUUUGUGAUUAUUGGAGAGAUUGUUCAGUGUGGUUUUUCAGACACUAUGACAUGCCUGAAGAAUGUUUUAAUCACGUUAGGAGCUAUUAAUAUAAAAGUAUGUGCCUGUGGAAAUGUCUAUAUCAAUAAUGUUGUUGCUGUGUUGCCCUUAACUAAAGAUGGCAUCACCCUCUUCAGACCAUCUACAUUCUAUGUGAACAUUGUGACAUCUUCACGAAUACAAAUUCAAGUGCAACUAAAACCUACUAUGCAGGUCUUCAUAAUGAUAGAUGAAACUUAUCAUAAUCGAACAUCUGGACUGUGUGGAAAUUUCAAUGAUAUAGAGACUGACGAUUUUCGAACUAUUAGUGGGAUUGUGGAAGCUUCAGCUUCGGCAUUUGGAAACUCAUGGAAGACCACGGCCAGCUGUGCUGAUGUUCAAGACAUCAUUGAAGAUCCCUGUCUGAAAAGUGGGGAUAAAGAAAAAUUUGGGAAGCGUUGGUGUGCCCUUCUGGCGAACCCAAGAGAGAUAUUUGCAAAGUGUCAUGCAGUUAUUGACCCUGCUCCUUAUGUCAAGAAUUGUGCUUAUGAUACCUGUAAUGCUGAGAAGAGUGAAGAGGCUCUCUGCGUUGUAUUCUCUGCCUAUGCCAGAAGUUGUGCUGCAAGAGGAAUACUCCUAAAAGGCUGGAGAAGGGGUAUCUGUGAUGUCUCCAAGGAGUGUCCCCAAACAAUGGAAUACAGCUAUGAAGUGAAGUUCUGUAACCGUUCCUGCCGUUCUCUGAGUGAACCGGAUGUACUGUGUAAUGUCCAGAGUGCCCCCACAGAGGGCUGCAGCUGUCCUGAGGGGACCUACCUAGUGACUGAGGAAAAAUGUGUUCCUCCAGAGGAUUGUCCCUGCUACUUUAAGGACCAGAUGCUCCAGCCUGGGAACUCAUUCCAACAGGACAAGUUCAUGUGCAAAUGCAAUCGAGGGCAACUGGACUGUAUUGGAAACAAGGAAGCUGGAAAAGACUGCCCUCCUUCUAUGUAUUAUUUUGAUUGCAGCUCUGCCCCUCCAACUGCAAGUGGAUCAGAAUGUCAGAAAAGUUGCAAAACUCAAGACAUGCAGUGUUAUACUACAGAAUGUGUCUCUGGAUGCAUUUGUCCUGAUGGACUGGUGUCUGAUGGAAAUGGCACUUGUAUUGAAGAGGAGCAAUGCCCUUGUAUUCAUGAAGGAAAUUCCUAUAGUCCUGGCACGAAGAUCAGAGUCAGCUGUGAUACAUGCAUAUGCCACAAGAGACAAUGGAACUGUACAACCAACCCUUGCCAUGGAAUAUGCACUGUGUAUGGGAAUGGACAUUACCUCAGCUUUGAUGGAGGGAGAUUUGAUUUCAUGGGGAACUGUGAUUAUAUCCUAGCUCAGGAUUUUUGCCCCAAUAAUCCCCAGGAAGGUACGUUUCGAGUUGUAAUGACAAAUGCAGCAUGUGGUAAAUCCCCAACUGUUUGUGCCUUGAAAAUCAAUGUGAUCUUGCAGAACACUGAAAUCAGACUUUCAUCUGGAAAAAUGGAGGUGAUAACCAGUAAGCCUGGCACAGAAAAAAACUAUAAAUUCUACAUCAUGGGGCUUUAUAUUGUAAUUGAAACUUACCAUGGAAUGACUUUUAUGUGGGAUUAGCUCACACUAACUCAGCUUAGAGGGAACACUGGUUGUAAGAUUGCUCCAUCUUUCUGUGGCAAGGUUUGUGGUCUUUGCGGUGACUUUGACAACAGUGCCCACAAUGACUUUACCAGCAGAGGGCAGUCCGUGGAGUCUCAUGCACAGGCAUUCGGAAGCAGCUGGAAAGUCACCACUAGCUGCUCAGACAUGAACAAGACUGACCCUUGUGCAACUCAGCCUCUCAAGCUUGUACUGGGGCAGAAGCACUGCGGUAUUAUCAAGAGCGAAAUCUUCAAACCCUGCCACAAUAAGGUCAGCCCUACUCCCUAUUAUGAGGCCUGUGUGUCUGAUUUCUGUGGCUGUGACAGUGCGGGAGACUCUGAGUGCUUCUGCACUGCGGUGGCUGCUUAUUCCUGGAGCUGUAGCAGAGCUGGCGUCUGCAUUGACUGGCGAACCCCGACAGCUUGCCCUGUGUUCUGUGACUACUAUAACCCACCCAACAAAAAGGAGUGGCAUUAUAAACCCUGCGGAAACCCUUGUUUAAGGACUUGCAGGAAUUGCGCAGGAAGGUGCGGCGAUCUACCAUACAGUUCGGAAGGCUGCUACCCAGAGUGCAGUGCUGACAAACCAUAUUAUGAUGAGGAAAAGAGAGAAUGUGUCUCAGCAUCUAAGUGUACUUUUUGUGAUCCAAAGGGAAACCUGUCCUUGAAAGAUUCCAUUGGAGAUGUAGCAAUGCCGCCCACAACUUUACCAGCGACAAUAAAAAUGACAGCUAUCCCUUGCUACUGUAAUGUAAAUGGAAAGCUGAUAACUAAGGGCAGUAGUGAGUUUGUGACAAUGGAUACUUCAGAUUGGUGUAUCUAUGCCUUUUGUAAUACAUCAUGCCAGAUUGAAUUCAGCUAUGGAGAAUGUUCCUUCACCAUGACCACCACUAGCAAGCCUUCUACGAUCUCCAGGCGCCCUUGUAAGGGGAAUUCUCGGAGCUGUCAGAAUAAGCCUCCUCCCUAUGUAGUUACAAAAUCUGAUUCCACACUUACUCCUGUGAGUGGUUGCACCGAUCUCAACCCUCCUCGAAAGUUUCAAGAAUCAUGGAAAUUUGGAAGCUGCCAAGUUGCCACUUGCUUAGGAGGUGGAAAUCACAUUAAGAUAUCUGAUGUGCGCUGUCCACCUCAAAAGUUAAAACAGUGCAUCAACGGAUUGCCACCAAUAAAAAAGCCUGCAGCAUCAGGUUGUUGUGAGGUUUUUGAGUGCCAAUGUACUUGCAGUGGAUGGGGAAAUCAACACUAUGUAACAUUUGAUGGAUCCUAUUAUAACUUCCGUGGGAAUUGCACCUAUUUGCUGAUGAAACCAAUCAGACCCAGUUAUCAGAACUUCUGGAUCCAAAUGGAUAAUCACUAUAUUGCUGCCAUAGAUGGAGCUGUUUACUCAAUGACCCUUUUCAUAUAUUACAACCAUUCUAUGAUUGUUUUGACACGAGGAGCCAAGAGUGGGAAAGAAGGCAACCUGGUUCUGCUAAACAAUAAGGAAAUUGUUUCGAGUUAUUCUAAGGAUGGCAUUGAUAUCUCCACCUUGGGUCAAUACGUUGUGGUUAAAAUACCUGAAAUUAAACUUUCAGUCUCUUAUACUCACCUCGCUUUUUAUAUAAGCCUGCCUUUCAGCACUUUUUAUAACAAUACCGAAGGGCAAUGCGGUACAUGCACCAACAAAAAGACAGAUGAUGCAAUGAAAAGGAAUGGUAAGAUAGCAGAUUCCUUCACGGAGAUGGCGAUGGAUUGGAAAGUCAUGGACCUUGCCACUAGAUACUGUGAUUCAGGUCGACAUCCGGCAUCUUCCCACUAUGAAAUAUUGUCAUCCAGCAUGGCUACUUGUGGAGCUCCUUCUAUUUGUAAACUUAUCUGGACGUUAACAGACUGUCACGAUGCAGUCCCUCCACGUCCUUACUAUGAGGCUUGUGUUACGGACGGAUGUUCCCUGCCACAGCAGAACACUGAAUGUAGAAGUCUCCAGGCCUAUGCAGCCUUGUGUGGGUACCAGAGCAUCUGUGUGGACUGGAGGAGCAAAACCAAAGGGAAGUGCGAACUCGCAUGCCCUCAAGGUCAAAUCUACAAGCCAUGUGGGAGAAUGGAAAGACACACGUGCUAUAAUGGGAAAAGUGCUGUCAGCACCGAUCCACCACAAGUUGACAUCUCAGGAACACUUGCUGAAGGAUGCUUCUGCCCCGAAGGAAUGAUUCAGUUGAAUGACCAUGACAGUAUUUGUGUUUCUGCUUGUGGCUGCAAAAGACCGGAUGGUCUAUUAAAACAGCCAGGAGAAAUAUGGGAAAAAGAUUGUCAGAUCUGUACCUGCAGCAACAAAACACUGAACAUCACUUGUUUACCCCACAUUUGUGCAAAGUCCCCACCAAUUACUUGCACAAAGGAAGGAUUUGUACCUAUAGUACGUCAACAUUCAAAAGACCCCUGCUGUACAGAGACAGUGUGUGAAUGUGAUGUAAAGUCUUGUACUAUGCCCAAAAGGGAAUGCAACCCAGGCUUCCAGUUAGUAACAGCAACUUCUGAAGGUGGAUGUUGUUCUAUUUAUUCCUGUGUACCAAAAGGUGUAUGUGUAUCUAAAGGAACUGAAUAUCAGCCUGGAUCACUGGUACCUUUAAACUCUUGUGAGGAAUGCAUUUGUACUGAAACCAAGGAUCCUGAGACCCAAAUCAACCAAAUUACGUGUACUCCAGUAAAGUGCUCCACAGAAUGUCCACAGGUGGGAAAGCUCUAUAAGGAUUCACAAGAUAACUGUACUCAGUAUAUGUGCUCUAAAUCAUCCGGUCAGUUUUUUCUGAUCAGCACAAGAAUAUCCUGCCCACCGAUUGAUCAAUCAGGGUGUAUCCCAGUGGGAAAGCUCUAUAAGGAUUCACAAGAUAACUGUACUCAGUAUAUGUGCUCUAAAUCAUCAG